AUGGAUAUGAUACAACAGAUGAAACACUUGAAGACAUCACUUGAGAGCGCAAAUGAUGGCAACAAAGACAACAAACAACAGCCACAAAUGUAUGCGAAGAACUCAAUGGACAGAUUCGGUGAUGAUUUGUGUGCACUUAUAGUGUCUUAUCUCUCACUCGAAGAUCGGUUUCGCUGCGAAUGUGUGUCCAAACAGUUCCAGAGGACAGUCUUCGGGAGUGUUGUGGACAUCACUCUUAACGAGAAGACUCUCUAUAAGAAAUUAAAUUAUCAAAUAUUAACGAGAAUUGCUAUAAAGUGUCCAAACAUUCGCAGCAUUGAAAUGAAAGCAUUGAAAAGCAAAUAUUCUGUGGAGAGUCUGAAAGUGUUGGACAUAUUUCGAGACAAUUGCCGGCAUUUGCGGCAAAUUUACUAUAAUUUUCGCAAAAUUAUCGGUGAAUUUGAAUCACUUAUAACUGGAAUUAAUUCCGCGAAUGAAAACCAAUCACUCGAUCGUUGCCUACAAUUGUCUCGAUUACGGGUCAACUCGUUGUCCGACGUCUUCCACAUCUCUUCUGCAGAUGUUUCACAACAACUAUUGGCUAAGAAUUUGCAUAAAUUUUCAUUCAAUUAUAAAUCAAGUGAUAAUAAUGUACUGUUGUCUGCAUUUGUGGCACACAAUCAGUCCCUCAAAAGUCUUGUAAUUGUUAUGUCAGAUGAAAAUCACGAAACUUUGACCGAAAUGUGCGGACAAUUGUCACGAUUAACACAAUUACGGGAAUUGAAUUUCAAUAUAACUAUAAUGAAUGGCGAGAACUCAUUGUCUGACUCUUUGCGCACAAUUGGCUUAAACUGCAAACAAUUGCAACGAUUGACACUCGGAUUGAUGACAAGUUGUGAGCAAAUAAGUGAUCAGAUAUUGAUUUCGUUGGCAUUCUUUUCCCGAUUAAAACGAUUGGAUUUAACACUCUUUGCGGCCAUCGAUCACAAGUCUUUGGAACCGUUGAAACUCUGCCACCGAUUAACACAUUUAACACUCUAUUUACACAGUAAUGACAUUAAUUUUGAACAAAUUAGUGCCAAAUAUUUGCCACGAAUUCAAUACCUAUCCAUUAUUAGCCCUAAUCUUCUGAUAAAGAAUAAGGCUUUGAAGGCUAUAUCAAAACUACUGACUCUGAAAUCACUGUUAAUCAUGUCUUCAUCGAACUCAUCGUCAGGAAGCGGUGCCCUCUCGGCCUCAAUCAGGUUUGCCUCGAGUUUCUUCUGCCACUCGGCAGUGAUGACGACCUCCGGCGGCGCCAACAGUGGUUCCGCCACUAACUCCAGGUUCGGGUCUCCGAUCAGCUUUCGGGCCAACCAUAGGAACGGCUUCUCGAAGUUGUAA
Medioppia subpectinata is the source of this 1362-nucleotide messenger RNA. The record is from the annotation of a GenBank genome assembly. NCBI's taxonomy places the organism in Eukaryota, Metazoa, Arthropoda, Arachnida, Sarcoptiformes, Oppiidae.